AUGCAACAAACACUUGCAAAGUAUCAAUACCAAAGUGGAUUUGGAAACACCUUUGAGAGUGAAGCCUUAAAAGGUGCUUUACCAAAGGGUCAAAAUACUCCACAAAACUGUCCAAUGGGCUUGUAUGCCGAACAAUUGUCUGGUAAUGCAUUCACUGUUCCAAGACAUACCCAACAAAGAUCUUGGUUAUAUAGAACAAGACCAUCUGUUUGUCAUACACCACUUGUACCAUAUAGCAAGGAUACAUUAUUGGUAGAUGUGAAUCAUUUAAAUGCCAAUCCAAAUCAACUUAGAUGGAAACCAUUCCCAAUCCCAGAGAGAUCACAUGAUUUUGUUGAUGGUUUGGUAACCAUUUGUGGUUCAGGUCAUCCAUCUGUUAGACAUGGUGUGGUUGUUCACAUUUACACCGCCAACAAGGAUAUGUCUACUGAACGUCGUUCAUUCUACAACAGCGAUGGUGAUUUCCUCAUUGUCCCACAACAAGGUACAUUGGACAUUCAAACAGAGUUUGGUUACAUGGAAGUUCGUUCAGGCGAAAUCUGUGUCAUUCAACGUGGUAUUUGUUUCAGUGUCAAUAUUCCAGAUGGACCAUCCCGUGGUUACAUCCUCGAGAUUUUUGGUUCACAUUUCCGUCUUCCAGACCUCGGCCCAAUCGGUGCCAACGGUCUUGCCAAUCCAAGAGACUUCCUUUCACCAGUUGCUGCUUAUGAUGCCGAACCAACUACACCAAUCAACCCACCACCAACUUUCACAAAGAUCAACAAAUUCCUUGGCAAGUUAUUCUCUGCCACUCAAAACUCUUCUCCUUACAAUGUAGUUGGUUAUCAUGGCAAUUAUGUACCAUACAAGUAUGAUUUGGCUUUAUUCUGUGCUGUCAAUUCUGUUACUUAUGAUCAUCUUGAUCCAUCAAUUUUUACAGUAUUAACAGCACCAACCAAUGAACCAGGUGUAGCAGCAGCCGAUUUUGUUAUAUUCCCACCAAGAUGGUUGGUUCAAGAAAAUACUUUCCGUCCACCAUACUAUCAUCGUAAUUGUAUGAGUGAGUUUAUGGGUUUGAUUCGUGGUGUAUAUGAAGCCAAAAAGGAGGGUUUCCUUCCAGGUGGUGGCAGUCUCCACUCUUGUAUGACUCCUCACGGUCCAGAUACCGAUACUUUUAAUGCUGCCAUCAAGGCUGAACUCAAGCCAGCCAAGAUUCCAGACGUUGCUUUGGCAUUCAUGUUUGAAUCUUCCCUUAUUUUUGGUAUUUCAGAUUAUGCAAACAAGAACUUUAUCGAUGACGACUAUUGGAAGUGUUGGCAGGGAUUACAAGAUAAUUUUAACAAAUCAUCUUAA
This is a messenger RNA of Cavenderia fasciculata, 1332 nucleotides long. RefSeq names its product homogentisate 1,2-dioxygenase (gene hgd). The record is from RefSeq and is a predicted model, not a curated record. The transcript is spliced from 3 exons. Gene Ontology annotation, cellular component: cytoplasm. Gene Ontology annotation, biological process: L-phenylalanine catabolic process. The coding region runs from base 1 to 1332 and encodes 443 amino acids. NCBI's taxonomy places the organism in Eukaryota, Evosea, Eumycetozoa, Acytosteliales, Cavenderiaceae. Gene Ontology annotation, molecular function: homogentisate 1,2-dioxygenase activity.